Molecule: messenger RNA, 2011 nt
Organism: Medicago truncatula (barrel medic)
Lineage: Eukaryota; Viridiplantae; Streptophyta; Magnoliopsida; Fabales; Fabaceae
Exons: 8
Coding region: 94-1680 (528 amino acids)
Source: RefSeq, a predicted model, not a curated record
AUACAAAAACCAACGUAUGUAUGAAAGUGAUUGGUAACAGAUCAGAUUCCGAAAUGAUCUUUCAACUGUCACAGUAAUUCAAUUCCCUUUCCCAUGGCACCUUCCUCCCCUCCGUCACCUCCCAUCACCGACAAUUCCGACCCGGAGCGCCGUCUUCGCGAAGCGGAGGACCGUCUCCGUGACGCAAUCGAGGAGCUUCAACGCCGUCAACGACGCGCCGCUGCUCAUGCUUUCCAGAACCUCCACCACCACAACAAUCUCGACUCUCCUCCCUGCGAUCAUGGUCCCGAUGAGUCUUGCAUCGCCCACGCCAUUGGUAAUCUCUGCCAGACCUUCCUUCUUUCCUAUGGUGUUAGAGUCGGCAUUGGUAUUCUCCUUCGCGCUUUCAAGCUUGCUCGAAGGCAAUCUUACUCUUCUCUCCUUGAUCUCAAGCAACUUGUUUCAGAAAAAGACCUAAUGGUGAGGGAAGAAGCUUGUCGUAUUGGUUUACUUUUUGGUGGUUUCACUGGAUCUUAUCAUGCUCUUAGAUGCUUGUUUAGAAAGUUGAGGAAAAAAGAGACACCAGUGAACGCAAUUUUAGCAGGUUCAGUUGCUGGCUUCUCAAUUCUGGCACUAAAUGAUUCAAAUAGGAGGCGCACACUGGCUUUAUAUCUGUUAGCUAGGUUGGCCCAGUGCGCUUAUAAUUCUGCAAAAUCUAAGAACAAGUUUCACCUUUGGGGAAGUCAUUGGAGACAUGGAGAUUCUCUGCUGUUUUCCCUUUCUUGUGCACAGGUUAUGUAUGCAUUUGUAAUGCGUCCUGAGAGCUUGCCGAAAUCCUAUCAAGAUUUCAUUCAAAAGACCGGACCAGUUGCAGCGCCUGUAUACAGGGCUGUAAGGGAUAGCUGUAGAGGUCAUCCAGUUGACGUUGCAUCACUGCAUGCCUUCUUAUCUCGCAGAGGAAAAUCUGACUAUGUGAAGUUGGAAGAAUUUCCCUCCAUUAUUCCUUGUUCCAUCAUUCACGCAGGAACAAAUUCAUGUUUAGCUCACGAAGUAAAUGCAACAUCAGCAACAUUUAAGAAAACGUUCCCGCUAUACUUCUCUCUGACCUUUGUGCCAUUUGUCGUUCUGCACCUACAAAAGUUCACUGCUGCUCCUUUCCGCACUUUCUGGUUUGCCGUUAAAGGUGCUGUGCGCUCAACAGCCUUUUUGUCUGCUUUUGUUGGAAUCUUUCAGGCAGUCAUAUGUUUACAUAGAAAAGUUGCAUCAAAAGAUCACAAACUUGUGUAUUGGAUAGCAGGUGGAAUAUCUGCCCUUUCAGUGCUAUUGGAGAAAAAAGCAAGGCGUGGUGAGCUAGCUUUAUAUGUUCUUCCCCGAUCAGUAGAUUCAUUAUGGUAUAUCUUGGUGAACAGGCACCUGCUUCCAAAAAUUAGGAAUGCAGAGGUCUUCUUGUUUUCUCUCUGCAUGGGAGGGAUCAUGUAUUACUUGGAAUAUGAGCCAGAAACCAUGGCUCCAUUUCUUAGGGGACUGAUCCGCCGCUUCCUUGCCAGCAGAAUUAGCAAUCCAAGUCCACCACCGUCUAAUCAAACUGCCUCUUACACAUACUUACAAGCUCUUGAUGGCAUCGCGACGCCGAAAUUACAAGAGAGAAGGGACGCUGAAUCUUCCGAGAAGUACAAUCUUGAGUCUAUUCCUGGGCUUUGACUUUGUAAUUUGGGUAUUUUUUCUGAAGAGGUUCUGAGAGGAGGGAACCGUCUCCCUGAACUUCUGUUUUGUUUAGGUUAUAGGAUAUCCUUCCUGGUAUUCAAUCAUUUCAACAUGCCAACUACAAGUUCGAUAUUCAGGGAGCCAAAUUCUAUAUUAAUAAUCACCGUUGGCUCCACAUUUUUUAUUGGAUUGUUCAUGAAGUUGUUCUUGAUGUUCAGGUGGAUUGUAAUUUAUUUAUUUUUAUCAAACAUUAUUGAGUGCGUGGUUGUUUAGUUUAGGAAUAAAUGUUUUUGGCCUUUGUAAAAUUAGUAAAUUUUAGUUUCAGUCA